AUGCCGCUGGCGGGGAAUGGCUCCCACGGGCCGUUUGAAUCACCCGCCGCACCGCGCCUCCCUGAUUGGAGGAGGGCUACGGAGGGGCGUGGGCUGCAGGUGCAGCAUCAGUCAGAGGUGAAAUUUGAUAGUGGAGUAUUACUGCUUAGUACCCACAGACUAAUCUGGAGGGAUCAGAAGAAUCAUGAGUGCUGCAUUGCUAUACCUCUGUCUCAGAUUGUCUUUAUUGAAGAGCAAGCAGCUGGGAUAGGAAAAAGUGCCAAAAUAGUAGCUCAUCUUCAUCCUGCUUCUUCAAACAAAGAGCCUGGUCCAUUCCAAAGCAGCAAAUAUUCCUACGUCAAACUUUCUUUCAAAGAGCAUGGGCAGAUUGAGUUCUAUAGACGAUUAUCAGAAGAAAUCACACAAAGGAGAUGGGAGAACAUGCCUACUGGUCAGACUAUUCAAGUUAACAAGGAUCCACAGGCAGGAAGAAUAAGGGCUGUAGGAAUUGUAGGGAUCGAAAGGAAGUUAGAGGAAAAAAGAAAAGAGACUGACAAAAACAUUUCCGAGGCUUUUGAGGAUCUUAGCAAACUGAUGGAGAAGGCUAAGGAAAUGGUGGAGUUAUCUAAGUCAAUAGCUAAUAAGAUUAAAGAAAAACAAGGUGACAUCACUGAGGAUGAGACUAUUAGGUUCAAGUCUUAUCUCCUAAGUAUGGGCAUAGCUAAUCCAGUUACUAGGGAAACCUACGGAUCUGGUACACAUUACCACAUGCAACUGGCAAAGCAACUCGCUGGAAUACUGCAGACACCAUUAGAGGAGCGAGGAGGGAUCAUGUCACUCACAGAAGUGUACUGUCUGGUAAAUCGCGCCCGAGGAUUAGAGUUGCUGUCACCAGAAGAUUUAGUAAAUGCUUGUAAGAUGCUGGAGUCACUGAAAUUACCACUCAGGCUACGGAUAUUUGACAGUGGUGUGAUGGUGAUUGAACUCCAGUCUCAUAAUGAAGAGGAAAUGGUAGCUUCUGCUUUAGAGACAGUAUCUGAAAAGGGUUCUCUCACAGCUGAUGAGUUUGCUAAGCUGGUGGGGAUGUCUGUUCUCUUAGCCAAAGAAAGGCUGCUUCUUGCUGAAAAGAUGGGCCAUCUUUGCAGAGAUGAUUCAGUGGAAGGCUUGAGAUUCUACCCAAAUUUGUUUAUGACACAAAGCUAAUGUAUUUUGUAUACAAUUUGUUAUGUAACAGUUGAACAAGAGAGCAGAGGGCAGAACCCUUCCAACAAUUGACUUCAAAUUUUUUAUUCUGUUAGUCAACUGCAAGAGUGAUGAACAUUGCAAUGCUUUACAGUUCUCAGGUAUUUCAAGUGCUGACUCCUCUUACGUGGAACUGAAAGGAAAUAGGAAUUACUAAGUCAGAAGCAUGUUAAUUGUCUCACGCUGGCUGACUCAAGUUUCAAUUUUUAUUUGAUGUGCUCUGUAGUUUCUCAUUUCAACAGAAAUCAGAUGAAGAUUCCACACAAAUGAAAGUGGAGAGAAUAUCCCUGUAGUCUGCCAUGAGGGUUGGCACCCAGAAGACAGGUUACUGCAUACUCCAGUUUGUUUAUGUCUAGAGCAACAAAGCAGACAGAUGUAUCCGUAGUGAUAAGAAAAAUUGCUUUGGUGUGUACUGAGGUAUAAGGAACAAACCAGUGUAGAAUAAACCCUUCUCCCUGAAGUGAUGAACAGUUUUCUAAGAGACGAUCAUGGGGUUCUUGUACUUUGAAACAGAAUGAACCUGCUGCAGGAGAGAUUUAACAUAUGUUAUCUGAAUCUAGAAAAAACACUGUUUAUUUUGUCAUGUCUUAUGCAAAUAUCUCAGAUAGAAGCAUUGUUAGCACCAACUUCCUCCCUUCUCUUUCCUUGCCAUCUUCCUUCCUGUCUCAUUACAUUGCACUUUGGGUGCCCUUUCUCUGUCCUUGCUUGACAUAGAGAGUGGAGUAGCAGCCUCCUGUCACUCCACCAGACUCUGUGCUUUAAUAUGCUUGGGUUUUGUCAUGUACUUCUAAUGAAAGAUCAUUUGUUUGUUUCAUCGGCCUGUUACCUGUUUUGGAGAGACAGUUCAUUUGCUUAUAUCUCAUAUGCAAAAAUUAAUAUGCUUUCAGUAUUGAAGGGAAGAAGAAGACUAUCACCCUUGUGUUUAAUAGUCAUGAGGUAUCAUUUUGUUUGGUAUUCCUCACCCUAUGUUCACACUGAAUGCAAUUUGAUAGUCUCAGUUUUCAUAACUCCAGUGGAGUUGUUACAUUACUUGAAGAUCUGUUGUCAUAGUAAUAAUGGUAAGUGGAUGUUUAUGAUCCACAUCACUUAAAUUUUUGGCAUUUUGAAGUAAUCAGUUUUAAUAAAUAACAAAACUCCUUCAAGGUAUGGGCAAGGAUAACAUAUAAGUAACUGCAUUGUGAUUGUAAUGGCCAAAUUGACAUUAC
Molecule: messenger RNA, 2426 nt
Organism: Athene cunicularia (burrowing owl)
Lineage: Eukaryota; Metazoa; Chordata; Aves; Strigiformes; Strigidae
Gene: VPS36
Product: vacuolar protein sorting 36 homolog
Exons: 15
Coding region: 1-1182 (393 amino acids)
Biological process (GO): protein transport to vacuole involved in ubiquitin-dependent protein catabolic process via the multivesicular body sorting pathway
Cellular component (GO): late endosome membrane; ESCRT II complex
Molecular function (GO): ubiquitin binding; phosphatidylinositol-3-phosphate binding
Source: RefSeq, a predicted model, not a curated record